Messenger RNA from Leucoraja erinaceus (little skate), 4419 nucleotides. RefSeq names its product potassium voltage-gated channel, subfamily H (eag-related), member 1a (gene kcnh1a). Gene Ontology annotation, molecular function: delayed rectifier potassium channel activity. The coding region runs from base 325 to 3192 and encodes 955 amino acids. The record is from RefSeq and is a predicted model, not a curated record. Gene Ontology annotation, cellular component: membrane. Gene Ontology annotation, biological process: potassium ion transmembrane transport; regulation of membrane potential. NCBI's taxonomy places the organism in Eukaryota, Metazoa, Chordata, Chondrichthyes, Rajiformes, Rajidae. The transcript is spliced from 11 exons.
CUCGAAGUGAAGCGUGCACACAGUAGAGGGCUGUGCUGCAUUUAUUGUGAGUAGGUGGGUGGGGGGAGUGGGAAAAGCACGCGCGCUCCGUCCAGGCUCGCUGCCGGAGCUUGGCCAAAACGCGCGUCCCCGCGGCGCGCCGAGUUGGACACGAGAAGGAGGGGGAGGAAGGAAAGGCUUCACAGAGCGCUUCGCCCCACGCACAGUCUGCGCCGUUACAAUGAGCAGGGAAGAUCGGGAGCUGCAGCCUGCAUUCCGAUCGCCCCAUCCAUCGCACCAGCUCGGCCACUGCAGCAUUGCCAUCAAGCCUGCUGAGAAGAUAGAAUGGCGGGGGGAAGGAAAGGACUUGUUGCCCCUCAAAACACUUUUUUGGAAAAUAUUGUCCGUCGAUCUAAUGACACAAAUUUUGUACUUGGGAAUGCCCAGAUAGUGGACUGGCCUAUUGUGUAUAGCAAUGAUGGAUUCUGCAAACUAUCAGGAUAUCAUCGAGCAGAAGUUAUGCAAAAGAGCAGUACUUGCAGCUUCAUGUUCGGGGAGUUAACAGAGAAAGAAACAACUGACAAAGUACAACAGACAUUUGAAAACUAUGAUAUCAACUCAUUUGAAAUCCUCAUGUAUAAAAAAAACAGAACGCCAGUUUGGUUCUUUGUGAAGAUUGCUCCUAUUCGGAAUGAGCAAGAUAAGGUGGUUUUAUUUCUUUGCACCUUCAGUGAUAUCACAGCUUUCAAACAACCUAUUGAAGAUGAUUCAUCCAAAGGCUGGGGUAAAUUUGCUCGCCUGACAAGAGCACUCACGAGCAGCAGAGGUGUCUUGCAGCAACUUGCUCCAACUGUGCAUAAAGGAGAAAGUGUACACAAGCAUUCACGGCUGGCUGAGGUUUUACAGCUUGGUUCUGAGAUUCUUCCGCAGUACAAACAAGAAGCACCAAAGACUCCACCCCAUAUCAUCCUACAUUAUUGUACAUUUAAAACUUCCUGGGAUUGGAUUAUCCUGAUCCUGACUUUCUACACUGCCAUCAUGGUUCCAUACAAUGUCUCCUUCAAGACCAAACAAAACAAUGUGACUUGGUUGGUGGUUGACAGCAUUGUCGACGUCAUCUUUUUGGUAGACAUUGUCCUCAAUUUUCAUACCACUUUUGUUGGGCCAGCUGGGGAAGUAAUUUCGGACCCAAAGCUCAUCCGCAUGAAUUAUUUGAAGACUUGGUUUGUUAUAGAUCUUCUCUCCUGUUUGCCAUAUGAUGUCAUCAAUGCCUUUGAAAAUGUUGAUGAGGGCAUCAGCAGUCUCUUCAGCUCCCUGAAAGUUGUGAGGCUUCUUCGUUUAGGCCGAGUAGCACGAAAGUUGGACCAUUAUAUUGAAUAUGGAGCAGCAGUGUUGGUGCUUCUUGUGUGUGUAUUUGGGCUGGCAGCUCACUGGUUGGCUUGUAUCUGGUACAGCAUUGGGGAUUAUGAAGUGAUCAACGAAGAACUAAACAGAAUCAGAACUGAUAGUUGGCUAUAUCAGCUUGGAGAAACUGUAGGAAUGCCAUAUCAUUUUAAUACAAGUGGAACCGAGAAGUGGGAAGGUGGACCAAGUAAAGACUCUGUGUAUAUUGCCUCCCUCUACUUCACAAUGACCAGCCUCACCAGUAUUGGAUUUGGUAACAUUGCUCCAACAACUGAUGGUGAGAAGAUUUUUGCAGUGGCUAUGAUGAUGAUUGGUUCUCUCUUGUAUGCAACCAUAUUUGGUAAUGUGACAACGAUCUUUCAACAAAUGUAUGCUAAUAGCAACAGAUAUCAUGAGAUGCUGAACUGUGUCCGAGACUUUUUGAAGCUCUAUCAGGUGCCCAAAGGCUUGAGUGAACGUGUCAUGGACUACAUUGUUUCUACUUGGUCAAUGUCUAAAGGAAUUGAUACUGAAAAGGUUCUCGAAAUCUGUCCUAAGGAUAUGCGUGCAGACAUUUGUGUUCAUUUAAAUCGUAAAGUCUUCAAAGAACAUCCAGCUUUUAGACUCGCAAGUGACGGCUGUUUACGAGCUCUGGCAAUGGAGUUUCAAACCAUUCAUAGUGCUCCAGGAGAUUUACUUUAUCACGCAGGCGAAAGUGUUGACAGCCUUUGCUUUGUGGUUUCUGGGUCCUUGGAAGUAAUUCAAGACGAAGAAGUUGUUGCUAUCCUAGGGAAAGGAGAUGUCUUUGGAGAUGUUUUCUGGAAAGAAAAUACCCUUGCUCAGUCGUGCGUCAAUGUCAGAGCCCUGACUUAUUGUGACCUUCACGUUAUCAAAAGAGAUGCCUUGCAGAAAGUUCUGGAAUUCUAUACAGCCUUUGCAAACUCCUUUUCAAGGAACCUUAUCCUAACAUAUAACCUUAGGAAAAGGAUUGUGUUCCGAAAAAUUAGUGAUGUGAAGCGUGAGGAGGAAGAAAUGAUGAGAAGAAAGAAUGAGGCACCAUUAAACCUACCUCCAGAUCAUCCAGUACGCAGACUUUUCCAAAGGUUUAGACAGCAGAGAGAGGCUCGUAUGGCAGCUGAACGAUUAAAGGAGGUCGAUGAUAUGGAGAGAGGUCCUGCACAAUUACAAAGUCCUGCAAUAGAGGAAGCAGCAACUACCAGUGUAGUUACAGUCACAGAAAGCCCUGCAACUCCAAUACCUUCACAAGUGGUUAGAGCCACAACAGAGACAUCAGAUCAAGAUAAAUUGCAAGCUCCAACAUCUGAGCAAUUUACAAUUACAAGGCAAUCUGGAGAAUCCAGUAAGCGAAAGGGUUGGUCAAAAUUUAAAGAUUCUACUUCUAAAGCAGAAGACUGGAAUAAAGUGUCCAAAGCAGAAUCCAUGGAAACGUUGCCAGAAAGAACUAAACCCCUUGAAGAGGUGUCUUUGAAAAAAACAGACUCGUUUGACAGUGGCAUCACAAAGAGUGAUUUGAGAUUAGACAAUGCAGGGGAAGCACGGAGUCCUCUGGACCAAAGUCCUGUGCUUACAGAGGCAAAGCACACUUUUUAUCCAAUUCCUGAACAAACACUUCAAGCCACCAUAUUCGAUGUAAAGAAUGAGCUGAAACAAGACUUAAAAUCACUUAAUAACAAGAUAACUAAUAUUGAGAAACAACUUUCAGAAAUACUGAGGAUAUUAAAUUCAAGAACCACACAUUCACCACAGGAAAUAUUUGAAAUAUCAAGGCCCACAACCCCAGAAUCUGAUAAAGAAGAUCAGCAGUUCUAACUGAACCAAUCUUAACAUUAAUAAAAGUAUAAACUGCAAUUGGAAAAUCCAGGUGAAACUGUAACUAGCUUUGUCCUAUUUGACAAUGAGCUCUUCGCUGCAAUAGUGGGACGUAAUCAAGUUUUUUUCCCUGACUUUCCUUGGAGUCAUAUACAUAUCUAUGUGUAUAAAUGCCACAGUUACAGAAUGAAGACUAAAAAUACUACUGAUUUUACUGAUAUGCUGGUGAAUGUAUGGUGAUCAGUUUAAAAGUACUGAAAUAAUGAACACACAAUCUAAAAAUAUCUUUGACAGACUGGCGGUUCACAUCUUAUCACAAAGGUAAAUGCCACAUUUUUUUGGAAAUUAAUUAGGAAAAUGCUGAAUUCUUUGUUUUCCUGCUUAAUGUGACAGCCAUCUGCUUCAUGAGUGUAAUCAAAAGAAAAUAUAGGGAUUUAUACAGAUCUGCACUAUAUUCCAUUAUAUUUAUUAUUUACCAACGUUUACCUUGUUUCUUAGACCUUAGAACAUAAUGCCCUUUACAUUACAUCUAUUUCAUUGACUUUAUACAGCAGAAAUAUGUCUAACUUUUUUUGUAAUAACUAAGAUCACACUUAAUCAUGCGUGCAGCUUUGCUCCAUAUUCAUUUCAAUUUUCAUUUAAGCAACUUAAAUUGAAGAGUUUAAAAAAAAAUUGAGCAAAGGUUUCAAUGGUUAUUUGUUUUGCCACAGGCUUGUUUAUUUUUACUGUUCUGCUGUUUCUGCUUGCAGUUUUCUGACAACGCAGAUGGAAUUUUUCCUUCUGAAGCCACCGGUUUUUACCAGAUGGUUCCAUAGACGCAGGGUUUCUACGGUAUCUUGUCCCAUACAGCUGCAUCGUGUAUCGCUAGUAGAUAAAUAAUACCGUAAACCUCAAAUAUAGGAACUUGAAAAUUGAGCCACGUUUGUACUCAUUGUGUGUACAUGUAAAUCUGUGCAGUAGUUACUAAUAAUGAUCAGAACUGUGAAUAUUGGAUGAUUUCUCCUCCUCCAGUAGAGGUGAUAUAAUAACUCGGACCAUGCAAACAAUAUUCAUGCUGGAUUCCAGUAGAUUAACAUCUGUAGUCCAAAUCCUGGCAAAUCCAAUGUAGCCAAAUAUGAACCAUGCUAACCUUUGCAUUAAGCAGUUCAUUCAAACUUAUUUAAAUGACUCAUUCACAGAUGUCAUUUGUGAAUAAAUUGUUAUUUUAAAUCCAUUGUCAAAUCGGGU